Messenger RNA from Diaporthe citri, 1026 nucleotides. RefSeq lists its product as uncharacterized. Bases 1 to 1026 code for a protein of 341 amino acids. The transcript has 2 exons. The record is from RefSeq and is a predicted model, not a curated record. Gene Ontology annotation, molecular function: flavin adenine dinucleotide binding; oxidoreductase activity. NCBI's taxonomy places the organism in Eukaryota, Fungi, Ascomycota, Sordariomycetes, Diaporthales, Diaporthaceae.
AUGGAGGGAAAGGGGGACCAGUGGCUCGAGGCGCUGAUCGUCACUCCCGAUGGAGAACUCAAGGUUGCCAACAAAGCAAUAAACUCUGAUAUGUUCUGGGCUAUUCGAGGAGGCGAAGGCAGCACUUUUGGCGUGAUUGUUCAGGCGACCUGGAAAGCCCAUGUCACGGUGCCAAUGGCAGGGUUCAAUUGGUAUAUCAACUCUACUCUGAAUGCUUCGGACUUGGACCAGGGGACGUACCCCACCAGUGAGGCUCUUCGAUACCUGCUGGGCCAUGCGAAAGAUCUUCAAGAGAAGGGUAUCAGUGCGACUUUCUACACCUUCCCUACCAACAUUAGGUGCUUUGCUAUUCACCCAGGAUCGCCAGCGGGUAUCACCAAGGCCAACGAAAUUUGGGGCCCGAUACUGUCGAAUGUCUCCACCGACCAUCGUUACGACCGCGGCACCAUUCCUUACGACAGCCGCCUUCUGAGCCAUGAACAUCUAAGCGAUCCAAACUUAACGCAGGCAUUGGCUGAGACGGGCGGCAGCAUCGGUGUGCAGAUAAUGUCGCCUGGUGACCGUGUCGGUAACGGGAGUGCGGUAUCGGCAAACCCAGGAUGGAGGAAAGCAGCAGCGCUCGUCAUCGCAAACAAGACCAACACUACGAGUGCUGCUGGCUUGAGACGACUGGCUCCCGACAUGGGCACGUAUAUCAACGAGGCCAGUGUCACUGAGCCUAACUGGUCGUCCUCCUUCUGGGGUACCAACUAUCCGCGCUUGUCGGAACUGAAGCGAAAGUAUGACCCCGACAUGCUGUUUUGGAUCAGCCCCGGCAUCAACGCGGAUUACAUGCACGUUGUCGAUGGCCGAGCAUGUAUGGUCGACUCGAUUCCUCCGACACCAAGCGAAUAUGCACCUUUGACAGAUCGGCGUUUCUCUGCGAAUCUGACCACAGAUCGCGAUUUUCUGUUCGGGCAUCAGGAGCUGACAGGAUCGAAUUUUCCUGCUCCUGGAACAGAGCUCGGACUGCCUGCCGUGCCUUAG